AUGCCUAUGCAGCCCAUAGGCCAGCAGUUUUCGGACGUAGACCCUCUGAUGAGAUGGACUUCACCCGAUAAUUCUAGUAACUUUGUCGAUGACGGCUCCCAGGGGCUGGGCUCCUUUGGCCUGCAGCAGCCAGUCCCACCCCACUUCCCUCAACCCAUACCCGCAACUCCAUCCAACAUGCUGGCGCGACGCGUCAUGAAUCGCGCAUUGAUCCCAACUGGUUCCAGAGCGAGCUUCGACGCAAAUCCGGACCCUUGGGCCAGUCUGGUCCCAGCCGAUCCCUCUACCCUGGAUACGACAGUAAACCCGGAAAUGAGCGAACAGGAGAACUUGCAACACCUUGAACAACUAGCCCUCAAGGCAAAGAGAGAUGCUGAGGCGAAGCGCAAACAAAUACCGCCGUUUGUGCAGAAACUCAGCAGCUUUCUCAAUGAAGGGAAGAACGAAGACCUAAUUAGGUGGUCCGAAAAGGGCGACUCUUUCAUUGUUGUAGACGAGGAGGAAUUCGCAAAGAAGCUCAUCCCUGAGCUCUUCAAACACAACAAUUACGCAUCCUUCGUCCGCCAGCUGAACAUGUACGGAUUCCACAAGCGCGUUGGCCUAUCAGAUAACUCGAUGCGCGCGAGCGAACGGAAGAACAAGAGCCCCAGCGAAUACUCGAAUCCUUACUUCCGGAGAGGACAUCCCAACCUGCUUUGGCUUAUAACCAAACCAAAGAGCAGUAGCAAGGCGAAGAAGUCAGCCAAGUCUACAGACCCAGAAGUCGACAGUGAUGAGGACACUGGGUCGCCAAACGGCCCGUCGUACACAGCCAUCCCUGGUGGCAUGUCACUCUCCGAGACCGGCGCCGGCUUGAAGAAGAAGGAACUCGCUUUAAUCCGGGACGAAUUCAAGAAGUUACGCGAGCAUCAGCAAGUUAUCCUCCAACGUAUGCAACGGCUCGAACAGAACCAGCAGCGCAUCGAACAGCAACAACGUGCACAGCAGCAAAAGGAUCAGCGCGUAGACGAAAUCUACCGCCUGUUCAUGCGUCACGAGACCUCGCUGCAGAGCAUGAUGCAAAUACUCGCUUAUCACUUUAAGAAGACCUUGGAGGAUAACAAGUCGGCACAGCAAAUCAAAGACAUCAUGGCUACGGGGUUCCUACCAGGUGGUCACGGGUCUCACGGCAUUGUCGAACUCGAGGACUUCGUGCAAAACCAACCCAAGUCACCGACUCCAAUGGGUGUACCGAAGAGAGCGCGAGCGCUGCUGGAGGCACCACCCACGAUACCAAAGACUGGCAACGUCAGAACAGUUCCCGCAUCCCCCGCAUCUGCCCAAGGAUUCUCCGCUCCUGAAAUGGGUAGCGUGACGGAAAUAUUGGACGCGUCUCCAGCCGAUACCACAUCUCCACCAUACCUCCCUACCUCCCUCUCCCCGAACUCGCAAGAGAAGCUCUUGAGAAUGUUCCAGGACGCCAAUGCCUCGGCAGCAACGGCGUCGAUGUCCUCCGCUCAACCCAACCCUUUCGCACAGGCCGUACCACAACCAUCUACGCGAAUUAACCCUCCGCAACAAAUACCUAAUCUUCCGCGGGGUUCUACCUCCACUACCGCAUCAACCGUCAGCCUUCCUCCCAACAGCCUUCCCUCGGCGAGUAUUCCCGUUUCCGCACCCACUACAGGUCUUCCUACGAUCCCAUCCGUUUCCGCGCCACCCGUUAUGCCAGUUUCCUCAGCUAUGCCUUCCAACCUUGGCAACCUCUCGGGCGUUGUCCCCGAUCCUUCCCAGUACUCGGCGUUAACGAGCAUUCCUCCCGCCGUGGAGAAUAUCAGCUACAACUCGAAGGAAUACGAGCACCUUAAGAAGUUGCAAGCGGCACAAGAUGCCCAGAUCCAACUCCUCGGAUCGAAGAUUGCGCCCCUCAGCCCUUCGGGACAGCUCCCCGGCUUCGGCGGACCAGGCGACACCAACGAAUAUUUCUCCGGCGCCAAUUUCGACCUCAACGAUCCCACGUUCAACGAGUUCAUCAACUCCGACCCGUUUAGCGGCGAGGGUGCCCCGGACCUCACGAACGCCGCGGUCCCGACCGACGACUUUGGGCACGAUUUUGAUUUUAGUCUUAUUGACCAAGAUGGUGGGGUCAGCGGCGCCAACGCUACUGAUGCGAAGAAUAUUCCGAGUCCUAGCGGGACUGAGGAGAUACUUCGCGACGACAUCGUGGACAGCCCCGACCGCGGCUCUAAACGACGCAAAGUCCAGUAG
Scedosporium apiospermum is the source of this 2247-nucleotide messenger RNA. RefSeq lists its product as uncharacterized. NCBI's taxonomy places the organism in Eukaryota, Fungi, Ascomycota, Sordariomycetes, Microascales, Microascaceae. Gene Ontology annotation, biological process: regulation of DNA-templated transcription. The record is from RefSeq and is a predicted model, not a curated record. The transcript has 2 exons. Bases 1 to 2247 code for a protein of 748 amino acids. Gene Ontology annotation, molecular function: DNA-binding transcription factor activity; sequence-specific DNA binding.